This is a messenger RNA of Microplitis mediator, 3576 nucleotides long. It is a transcript of the gene Hmx, whose product is annotated as homeobox protein Hmx-like. Lineage: Eukaryota; Metazoa; Arthropoda; Insecta; Hymenoptera; Braconidae. Gene Ontology annotation, biological process: regulation of transcription by RNA polymerase II. The transcript has 3 exons. The coding region runs from base 1484 to 3217 and encodes 577 amino acids. Gene Ontology annotation, cellular component: nucleus. Gene Ontology annotation, molecular function: RNA polymerase II transcription regulatory region sequence-specific DNA binding; DNA-binding transcription factor activity, RNA polymerase II-specific. The record is from RefSeq and is a predicted model, not a curated record.
UGACUCGCGCCACCGAUGCCAGUAGAUAAAACCGACGCCUGUAUUAAUGUAUGUUGUGUUAGUUGGGUUGGUGGUUGGGUUAUUCUUGUGUUGUUGAUAUGCUGAAUAUUUGUGUGUUGUGUGUGAUGUGUUGAGCUCAUCUCUCCUACACUCGGCUCUUGAAUUGGUGUAGAUUUAAAUGUAUUUGUGUGCGCCGCCCCGUGUGUGCCCGUGUGACCUGCGGUUUUCUCCGGUGUUUUCUGUCCUUAGUUUUAGUACAGUAACCAUCCGCAGACCGUCACAAUCAGCCCCCGCUCACCUCGCACUCACUACUGAUACUCUCUACUAAUUCAUCGACUGUGUAUCAUCACAUUGACUUCUGUUUGGGGUGUAUCAAUUAGAUUCUGUGAUUACUUAAAUUAUUUAUAGAUUACCCUGUGGUGCCGGUCGGCCAAAUAAAUUUUUGAAAUCCCUAUUUAAUUUUGCCAUUAAAGGUCCACUGAGUGAUCUCCUUUGAGAAGUGCUUGUGGGUAAAUCCGAGAGCUAAUUACCGUUAGCGCCGAUAAUUGGGAGUUAAGCGAGCGGCUAUUGAGGAUUUUUGAUUAAUUCGGUGUUAGGUGGUGUCAAUAACUACUGUGCCGGGACGACUAGAGUGGUUGUACACGGGGUGGAUAACUGGAGGAAGGAAGGAAGAUCGGUUUAAAGCUAGAAAGAGAUGGAGAUUAAUUGAUGGUGGGCACGAGUGGGGAGUGAGUACCACGGAGGGGUUGGCCCACCUCAAGUGUCUUGUCUCGUAUCAUCUUCUUGUUCGGGUAUCGCUUACGAAUGAACCGCGAUCGAGUGAUCGGGCGUUUGAAUCGCGACGACUAUCACCGUCGCCAACGUUCUCGUCGUCGUCGACGAAUUGUCGUUCCUCUUAUUAACGACCAUUGUUGCCGGCUGUUGCAUAAUAGUGAUAGAAAUAUGAUUGUCAGAUGUAGUUGUGUGACGAGACGGUGAAAACUGUUUUGUUGACAGUGACUCGAGUGUGCCUGGACUAAAUUUUAAUAAUGGGUGGGUUGUUUAUUACUGAUGGUAGUAGAAAAAAAACACGGUGUUCGAAGUGCCGAGCUAUUGAAUGUGAAUUAAACAAGUGUUAGCUUAAACUACAAGUCUAAAUAAAAUUGUGAUUAUUUUAUAAUUUUUUCAGCAAAUGUUGCCUGGUUAAAUGAUUUUUUAAAAUAAAUAUUGUGAUCGUAAAUGUGCAUCUGUAGUCUAAACUAUUUAUAGUAUAGUAAAUAUAUAUAUAUAUAUAUACAUAUAUGUAUAUUGACAUAUUUGUAGAUUUUGUUAAUAAGUAGCCACAAAAAUUGUACGACGCGUGUUGUUCCCGUCGGCUUGUGCCGGGAGGAGGCUGAACGUCAUUGAGACGAAGAAAGGUGAAGACGCAGGAGAGGAGACGGCUGCAUCUGCAGCCGAUAAUUUGGAGGUGGCGGUUGAGACGACGGGGGAGGCGGAGGAGGACAUGUCGGCAGAGACCGAAAUAGAAGUAUCGGUCGUCUCCGAGGAAGAUUUGGAAGCCUCGCGUGGCAGCAGUUCGUCACCACAGCACUCCGAAAUGUUGCUGCAGGAUAAACAAACCCGCCAUGGCUGCAACAUUCCCAGUCAUCCUUUCAGCUUCGACGUCGGCAAGGCUGCCUUGAGGCCGGCAUGCAAUGCUCACUACACGUCUUUCAGUAUAUCGAGUAUUUUAGGCCGCUCGGAAUCGCCGUCGGCCAACGCCACGGCUGCUGUUAGCAUCGUCAACCGUUCGUCGUCCGACGCGGAACGCGGGUCUCCACCAGCAGCUACCACCUCGCAAAAACUAGUCACCUCGUGUGGUUCAUCACCCACCGAAAGGAUACUGUCACCCACUUCAUUGAUACUCACUGGCAGCGGUGGUUCUGGCAGCGCUAGAUCAAUAGUCAGCCAGAGCACCACCGAAACACGUAAUAGUAAUCCUGCCACUGGAUUAUCAUGGAGUUCCGGUCCAACAACGAGUCCGCCGAGUUUUCCGGCUUCUGGAGAUCACACUAAUCCGCUAAUGGGUCAUCAGGCGUCUGCGAAUCUCGCCAUGUUGUCGAGGCUGGGUCUGGUGUCCUCGCUGAUCGAGAGGUAUCCCAUCGGGGUGGGUGGCGUUUUUUUCCCAUCGACACUCCAACAUCUCCAGCAGCAGCAUCACUCGAGACUUGCGGCUGUUGCAAGCUCGGCGCUCAGCAAUGCCGGCCAAUCGGAUGCCAGUGACGCUGAUGGAAUACGCGGAGUUUUACCGGGUAACGGAGGCUGGCCGUUUCCAUGGAGGCCGACUCAUGGAUUGCAAGCUCUUGAGCAUCCAUCCCCGAGCGACCUUAUUGGAUCACACAGUCGCGUUAGUCCACCCUCUGGGUCUUAUCUCAAACGAGAAGAUGACGAUGACAAUCCGUCGGACGACCGUUUGCAUCGAGGCGGCCGCAGUCCUUCAAGCGGCGACGAAGUCCACGAUGACCUGGGCGACGUUGAUGACGGAAUGGACGGCGAUGACGGCGAGUCCCCCGGUUCCUCGGGUCACCAUGGAUCGAUCAAUGCCGGUGGUAACCAGGGCAGCCAAUCCAACGUAAACGGCCAAGACUCGAACGUAAAACGGAAGAAAAAAACCCGUACCGUCUUCUCACGAUCGCAAGUAUUUCAAUUAGAAACGACUUUUGAGAUGAAACGGUAUCUUUCGUCGUCGGAACGCGCGUCUUUGGCAGCGUCGUUACGGUUAACAGAAACCCAAGUUAAGAUAUGGUUUCAAAAUCGUCGGAAUAAGUGGAAACGUCAGUUAGCUGCGGAAAUAGAAGCCUCGAGUAUGGCACACGCGGCACAGCGGCUGGUACGCGUGCCAAUUCUGUACCACGAAGCAACUGCUGGCAACAACACAGUAGUCGCGACCUCUUCUGUUGGCAGCGGCGGACAACCGUCGAUCGUAACUGCCAAUCCACUGACAGCAACCAGCGGACCUCACUCAGUUGGCGUCACUGUUGGCGUUGGUACUUCUUGUGUGCCGUGUACGACAACGCCGUCGAUAUUUUAUUCCCCACACGGGGCAGUAGCGGCCCAUCACCAGCAUCAUCAUCAUCACCAUCAUCCACCGCCGCCGCCGCACGUACAAGCCCACACGCUGCUACCUCAUCAGGUGCAUCCGCAACCACCACCGCCCCCACCCCCACCCCCCAACUCUCAAGUCCAAUCGUCGCAAUAACCUUACCUUAACUCGUCAUCCUAUCACUCUGGACUAAUAAUGGAUGCCCAUCAUCAUCAAUAUCCGAGGUUCCUCGCUGCACCGUGAUAACCACUGAAUAUCAUGGACAAUGAUACUUAUAUUGUAAUUGUAAUAUUAAUAAUAAUAAUUGAUAAUUAUGAUAGUAAUGAUAAUGAUUUAAUAAUAACAAAAUAAUUAUUGAUAUUAAUAAUAAUUAUAAUAAUGAUAAUGAUAUAUUGUAAAAAAAAUGAAGAUUUUAUGAUGAUAAUUAUGAUGAUAAUAUUAUUAUAUGGCGGAACUAAUUAUUUAUUAAAAAUUGCACCGCUUUAUGAAUAACAACUGAUUCGUACUCGCCCAGA